UAUUGGUUGCUUUGGCAAGACUAGGUGAUAAUAGAAAUUCAGGUGGUUACUCUCAUUUCCCAGAAGAACAUGAUACACUACCAUGGUGGCCAGAAUCACUCUUUCACAGUCUCUGAUAUUUCUCACUCCCCAACAGAGAGAAGAGCAGUAUGAGGCUUCAGAACCAGAGCAGUGUGUCCGAAUUUCUUCUCUUGGGGCUCCCCAUCCGGCUGGAGCAGCAGGCCAUGUUCUUUGCCCUGUUCCUGGGCAUGUACCUCACCACGGUUUUGGGAAACCUGCUCAUUAUCCUGCUCAUCAGGCUGGACUCUCGCCUCCACACCCCCAUGUACUUCUUCCUCAGCCACCUGGCCCUCACUGACGUCUCCUUUUCAUCUGUCACUGUCCCGAAGAUGCUGAUGAACAUGCAUACUCAAGAUCAAUCCAUCCCCUAUGCAGGGUGUGUAACACAGAUGUAUUUUUUCAUAUUUUUUGGUUGUAUUGAUAACCUCCUUCUUGGGGUGAUGGCAUAUGACAGGUAUGUGGCCAUCUGUCACCCUCUCCACUAUACUGCCAUCAUGAGAGAAAACCUGUGUUUCUCACUUGUGGCUGGGUCCUGGUUAUUCUCAUGUAGCAGUGCAAUGUCCCACACUCUCUCACUGGCCCGCAUCAUGAGGUCGGAGAACCAGAGCAGCGUGUCCGAAUUCUGCCUCCUGGGACUCCCCAUCAGGCCAGAGCAACAAGGCAUGUUCUUCAUCUUGUUCCUCGGCAUGUACCUCACCCCCGUGCUGGGGAACCUGCUCAUCAUCCUGCUCAUCAGGCUGGACUCUCGACUCCACACCCCCAUGUACUUCUUCCUCAGCCACUUGGCCCUCACUGAUGUCUCCUUUUCAUCUGUCACCGUCCCAAAGAUGCUGAUGAAUAUGCAUACUCAAGAUCAAUCCAUCCCCUAUGCAGGAUGUGUAACACAGAUGUAUUUUUUCAUACUUUUUGGUUGUAUUGAUAACCUUCUUCUUGCAGCGAUGGCAUAUGACAGGUAUGUGGCCAUCUGUCACCCUCUACACUACACCACCAUCAUGAGGGAGGAGCUGUGCAUAUUUCUAUUAGCAGGAUCCUGGCUCCUGUCAUGUGCCAGUGCCCUGUCCCACACCCUCCUCCUGGCUCGAUUGUCCUUCUGUGCUGACAGCACCAUCCCCCACUUCUUUUGUGACCUUGCUGCCCUGCUCAAGCUGUCCUGCUCAGACACUUCCCUAAAUGAGAUGGUUAUCUUUGGUGUUGGGGGAUUUGUCAUCAUCCUGUCUUUUACUGGUGUUCUAGUCUCUUAUGGCCACAUAGGGGCCACCAUCCUGAGGUUCCCAUCAAUCAAGGGGAUCUGUAAAGCCUUAUCCACCUGUGGCUCCCACUUCUCUGUGGUUUUUCUAUUCUAUGGGACGAUUGUGGUAUUGUACUUUUUCCCAUCAUCGAGCAACUCUACUGACAAAGACAUAAUUGCUUCAGUAAUGUACACUGUGGUCACCCCCAUGUUGAAUCCCUUUAUCUACAGCCUGAGGAACAGAGACAUGAAAGGGGCCAUGGGGAAACUUGUCAGAAGGGAAAUAUUUUUAUCCAAGUAACAUUCCCCUAUUCUUCUUCUUAGCUUACCUGUUGGCUCUGUUAGACAGGUCUCCU
Messenger RNA from Loxodonta africana (African savanna elephant), 1644 nucleotides. Its product is annotated as olfactory receptor 1J4-like. Gene Ontology annotation, molecular function: olfactory receptor activity; G protein-coupled receptor activity. The transcript is spliced from 2 exons. The record is from RefSeq and is a predicted model, not a curated record. Gene Ontology annotation, biological process: G protein-coupled receptor signaling pathway. Bases 150 to 1589 code for a protein of 479 amino acids. NCBI's taxonomy places the organism in Eukaryota, Metazoa, Chordata, Mammalia, Proboscidea, Elephantidae. Gene Ontology annotation, cellular component: plasma membrane.